CCAGAGAAGAAGAAGGAAUUACGGAAGUAGGGCUUCCAAACAGAUUCCCGUUGGAAGAAGAAUAAAAUACAGUAGAUCAUCGCUUUUCUUUAAUUAACACAAAUUAAAUCUUGGACUUGCCAUUUCCCAAUAAGACGAUGGGUACUAGAGAUGAUGAAUAUGAUUAUUUGUUCAAAGUGGUCCUCAUUGGUGACUCGGGGGUGGGGAAGAGUAACCUGCUGUCCCGCUUCACUCGCAACGAGUUCAACCUGGAGAGUAAGAGCACCAUCGGAGUGGAGUUUGCCACGCGCAGCAUCCAGGUGGACGGCAAGACGGUGAAGGCUCAGAUCUGGGACACAGCGGGGCAGGAGCGCUACAGAGCCAUCACCUCAGCGUACUACCGCGGGGCGGUGGGGGCUCUCCUAGUCUAUGACAUUGCAAAGCAUCUAACUUAUGAAAACGUGGAGCGCUGGCUGAAGGAGCUGAGGGACCACGCCGACAGCAACAUCGUCAUCAUGCUGGUGGGCAACAAGAGCGACCUGCGCCACCUCCGCGCCGUCCCCACUGACGAGGCGCGGGCUUUUGCUGAGAAGAAUGGUUUGUCUUUCCUGGAGACAUCGGCUCUGGAUUCCACCAACGUUGAGACAGCCUUCCAGACCAUCCUGACAGGUGUGUACUGCGUUAAUGCUUAACAUGCCUGUUUCUGC
Notothenia coriiceps (black rockcod) is the source of this 686-nucleotide messenger RNA. Its product is annotated as ras-related protein Rab-11A. Bases 138 to 671 code for a protein of 177 amino acids. The transcript has 4 exons. Gene Ontology annotation, molecular function: GTPase activity; GTP binding. The record is from RefSeq and is a predicted model, not a curated record. NCBI's taxonomy places the organism in Eukaryota, Metazoa, Chordata, Actinopteri, Perciformes, Nototheniidae.